Molecule: messenger RNA, 447 nt
Organism: Mus musculus (house mouse)
Lineage: Eukaryota; Metazoa; Chordata; Mammalia; Rodentia; Muridae
Gene: Tmem258
Product: transmembrane protein 258
Exons: 4
Coding region: 105-329 (74 amino acids)
Cellular component (GO): oligosaccharyltransferase complex; endoplasmic reticulum; cytoplasm
Source: RefSeq, marked validated
GACCUUGCCUCAAGCAUGGCAGAAGGCGUCUCUCAGAAAGUUGUCCUCUAACGUCUAAGAAAGGAGAUGAGGAGUGACCUGCAAAAUGGCAGGAGCUCGAAGCCAUGAGUAGGUACACCAGCCCAGUGAACCCGGCUGUCUUCCCUCACCUGACUGUGGUACUUCUGGCCAUCGGCAUGUUCUUCACUGCCUGGUUCUUCGUUUACGAGGUCACCUCUACCAAGUACACACGCGAUAUUUACAAAGAGCUCCUCAUCUCCUUGGUGGCCUCACUCUUCAUGGGCUUUGGAGUCCUCUUCCUCCUGCUCUGGGUUGGCAUCUACGUAUAAGUCUCCAAGGGUACCCACCAGGCAGCUCACCAAGUCUCUGCUUUUGUAAAUUAAUUUUUUACCAUUGCUACGUGUCCCACCUGCUGUUUACAAUAAAGGCAGAUGUGUGACAGGCCUG